AUGCCAAACUGGGGAGGAGGUGCCAAGUGUGCGGCCUGUGAGAAGACGGUGUAUCAUGCAGAGGAGAUCCAGUGUAACGGGAGGAGCUUCCAUAAGACCUGCUUCAUCUGCAGUGAGCACGCUGACGUGUCUUCUUCUCCUCUUCCUGUCUGUGUUGCUCCUUUUUCUUGCUCCAUUUACUGCCAGUUAUUUUCCCUCACUUUUGUCUGUCAUCUUGCCUCUUCACCUGCUGUUGUCAUUUAAUCAUUCUGAGUGUUUUCAUGGUUCUGCCUGGUUUAUUUUUCCUGUUGGGUCUUAGUGUUUCUAACCUGACUUCUUCCUUUCUCUACUUUUUGCUUCUCUCCAUCUAUCUUUUUCUUUCUUUCAUCCUUGCUGUCUGUAUUGUCUCUUCAUUGUUUGCUUUCUUGCCCUCUUUCUGUCCAUCCUUCCUUCUUCCCUUCCACUUCCACUCUCUUUGUUGGAGGUUAACCUGCACUGACCACUGUCUCUCAGCUGUAUCUCUGAAGUCCCCUUCACUCCUGCGCUGUUUGCUCAUUGGUCACUCUCUGACUUUUCCACUCUCCUCUUCUGCUUUGUCUCCGUGUCCUGACCUGAAUUUAAGUUGUGGUCAUGUUGACAAACAGCCAUGGUUCAUUAGGCCAUGACCAGCUCUCUAAACCCCUCGCUCUCUAAUCCAGGAAAGCACAGAGUGGACACCUCAUACAGGCUUACUGUCCUCUGAACAAACACAAACACUUUCCAGUUGGAUGACCUGCUGACGGUUCCAGAGGGAGCUCUGAAAGGCCGCUGAGAUAAGCUCAUCCAUCUGUAGCUGUUCGUCUUUUCUCCAACAUUUAGCUCACCCUCUCCUCUCUCCCUAUAAAUAGAAACACAAGACAUGACACAGGACAUCUGGCUAAGUGUAAUGUCAGUGUUGACUGAUAUAAACAGGGAGGUGGGAGCUUAAUUUAACUCCAUUACUCCACCAUGGCACUUCACUUGAACUUACCAGUUCACCUAACCAUUGGAUCUGACUGGGGGUUCGAUUGUGCGCUGUUCAAUUAGUGCCAAAAUAGAGAUAAGAAGAACUUUGCUGAUUAUAUUAAAUAAAGUCUAACAUGCUCUGAUUUUGUUGACUAAACUUUUACUUAAUUUUUCAUGAGUAGAUGAUACGAUACAAAAGAACUUUUUUGUUUGUCUGAAGUCUCUACUCAUCUACUAUUUGUCGAGGAAUUAAAAAGUUUGAUGGCUGUGGGACCAAAAGAUCUUCUGAAUCUCCUCAUCCUUCAGCAAAAAGAGAGGAGCCGUCCACCGCUGUUGUUUGUUUUAAACAGGAUGUUGAGCCUUUAUAAUCUUAGUGAUUGUUUCAUGGAGAACAUCACAUGGAACUUCAGCCGUUGCCUCGCAUGGGAUGUAUACAAGUAUUGUAUGAUAUGACUUAAUUUUCUUGGGACAUAAUAUGGCGGAAGAGCAACUGCCAACAGUUCAAUAUCUGGACAACACAACUUCUCCUUGACAGCAAUGACUUGACAGCCAGACCCCCGCCUUUCUAUUUGCCUCUAGUUUUAGCAUCUCUGUCUGAUCUUAUAAGAGUCAAGCCUGGUAGAUCCACACUGGAGUGGUUCUUUGUUUUGGUCAUUACUGAGCUUUUACAUGCCAAGAGAUGCAUUGAGGGGCAGAUGAUGGGAGUGUAAGCUGAGCUACCCCUAAAUGAGAUUUAGGCUCUGUUAUGGGCCCUGAUUUAAAACCACAGCAAGGAUUUGUAUGGUCUUUAUCGGGCAUCAAGUUUUUAUAGAUAUUUAGUCUCAUAAAAAUGCUAAAAUAUGUUUCUUUUUUCAUUCAUCUGUGAGGAUAAGAUGGUGGUACCAGUACUCUCUUGGUUCAUUUUUUUGGUGAUCAGAAUCAGCAAAUCAUUAGUUUUAUUUUCUCAAUUUCUAAAGUGAAUGAAACAUGUCUCUUCAGUCCUUUUGGAGCUAGACAGAUGCUGCUGUCAUCUUCUUUCCAACUAAACUCUCUAUUUGUCAGAUUUGUAUUAAUUAGAUGUCAUUCCGCAGAGGAAACAGAUGUUUGUUUUUUUGGGGUGAUAUUAUGAAUCAAGAAGAGACAUUGCGGUAUGGACAGGACAAGAGAGGGUACUAGCAGCUGGUAAGAAGGUAGUAGGUGAAAAGGUCAAAUUUAGAAGUGGCGAAUACUGUAGUGUAUUUUGAUUCUUUUUUGUCUUUGUUUGUUAUUCUUCUCGUCUUGUUCUAACCGAAGUACAUUUUAAGAUCAAACCCUGUAUAAGUAUGUUAUUUUCCUCCAUUUCUGCCCUACAGUGACCUGCAGAAAAGGUCUGGACAGCACCACAGUUGCAGCUCAUGAAUCUGAGAUCUACUGCAAGUCCUGCUACGGCAAGAAAUACGGGCCAAAAGGCUACGGAUAUGGACAGGGAGCUGGAGCUCUGAGCUCUGAUCCUCCGGGACAGAAUGAUCUGCAGAAUCAAGAGUAUGUAUGAAGCCUUCAGUUUCGGAUUCCAGAUCACAAAUGGUGGCUUUUUGCUCUCUUUUUUCAGUUUUUUGUAAAUUGAUCAUUUUGGAGGUUGGGAUGAAUUGAUUAAGCCCGUCUAUCUUUCAAAGCCACAUAACUCGACCCCCUACACAAUGAGAGUCAAAUAGAAGAGAAAUAAAGAUGUUAAAGGACAUUUUCUCAUGACUUUUCAACAGAUCCAAACCACGCCAAACCUCAUCCAGCUCCAACAGCAGCAAAGUCUCACAGAAGUUUGGGAGCUCUGACCGCUGUCCUCGCUGCUCCAAAGCCGUCUACGCAGCAGAGAAGGUGAUGGGGGCAGGAAAGGUAAGAACUGACUGACUUACUCUGCCGGGUUUUAUUCUGGGUUUUUGUAACUUUUGUUUCCACUGAGUUUGUUCUUUGUAAAAGUUAGUUAUCUCCACUUUUUUUUAUUAUCAUUAUAAGAUGUACUUUCUGUGUUUUUGUGUUGCUAAGCCUUGGCAUAAGACCUGUUUCCGCUGCCUGAAGUGUGGUAAAAGCCUGGAGUCGACGACGGUGACUGAUAAGGAUGGAGAGCUGUACUGUAAAGGUACAUAAUAAACCGCACGCAACACAAGAGCACACAAUCACUCGUACUUCUAUACCUGUGUGUAGUUUUUCAGCUCUAAAUUUAACCUAAAUCAAAUCCUACUCUUGGUUUUAACAUCAAAUACAAUUUUAAGGCUCUACUAAAAAGAGAUCAUAACUCAGAUUUGUCCCUGGAUGAUUAGCCGUAGAAAAUUUUAUGUCAUAAACACGGAAGUCAUAUUUGACAUGCUGUCUGUGAGUGACACAGCUCUGUUUCUGAAUUCCUCUCCAGUCUGUUACGCCAAGAACUUCGGCCCUAAAGGAUUCGGUCUGGGCAACGAGGCCAUGCUGGAGGAACGACAGUGA
Molecule: messenger RNA, 3399 nt
Organism: Xyrichtys novacula (pearly razorfish)
Lineage: Eukaryota; Metazoa; Chordata; Actinopteri; Labriformes; Labridae
Source: the annotation of a GenBank genome assembly